This is a messenger RNA of Rhizoctonia solani, 1932 nucleotides long. RefSeq names its product Serine/threonine-protein kinase. The transcript has 14 exons. The record is from RefSeq and is a predicted model, not a curated record. The coding region runs from base 1 to 1932 and encodes 643 amino acids. Lineage: Eukaryota; Fungi; Basidiomycota; Agaricomycetes; Cantharellales; Ceratobasidiaceae. Gene Ontology annotation, molecular function: ubiquitin binding; phosphatidylinositol binding; ATP binding. Gene Ontology annotation, biological process: protein phosphorylation.
AUGCACAACCCUAGAGUUUUGAGCCUCCGAAUCGAUACCAACGUUAGGCCAUCACUUCACCUCCCUAGUGGUUCCUUGCAAGAUACGCCAUGGCGAACUCCAGUAACACCCGGUUCUCCCGCACUGUUCAGUCCAACUAAUACCAGCGCAUCGACUCAAACGCCCGUAACGCCAGCUUCAAGAGCGCCGUGGUUUCCAAUAGGAGGAAAUGCAGGCUCUCCCGGAUCUUGUGAUAUUGAUAUUCUAAAGUACCCCAAUGUGGUACAUGCCGGGGAGCCCCGAGAUCAUGGGGCUUUUGCAUCCAUCGAGCGCCUAGGUGGAUCACUUCGUGGGUUGCUAAUGUCCAAACCUUCGCAAAGCAAGGACUCUCAGCUUAGUAAAACAACAGCGGUGGUGAUAGAAAGUAAUCUCAGUGACUGGUCGAUCGUAGAGGAAGUGCUGAAAGAGGCGCUUGCGACCGCUACAAACACUGAUUAUGUCCUCAGGGGAAUAAUUCGAAAAGUGAAAACUGGCGAUUCCUUUCAACAAUUGUCUGCAGGAAGAUUAUGGGCAGCAUUAAUGAAGAGAUCGAAUUCAAUAGUAUACGAAAGUGUUACUCGGAAGGACUUUUUGGCUGAUUUGGAGCAAGUAAUUUGCUCGCCGCGUACUGAACCGGUUGCUGCUGAUCGAUUGAUCGCGGUGCUAGCAACCUCCAUCCAUGACUUUCCGCAUCGGGAAGGAACAGGACGAUUGAAAGAGCUGUGGAACAAGCUUUGUGUUCAGAGGACACUAGACAGGACACCAAUCCAUCCCGAGGACGCAAUAUAUGGCACAGUCCCCCUAAUAGAUACAGUUCGAGGCACCAGCAUAGAAAACUCAACUGUUCCUACACCCUACUAUGAGCCUCGGGUGCCUCCAAGUUCGCCUCAUCCCGAAAACCGACCAGACGGACAAGUCCAGACUGGAGACGAUUCCAGUACACCCUGUGGCAAUACAACAGACAGUUCUCCAGUAAAAAUAGGGCCUCUAGCAAAACGUCCAGCUAGGGAAACACCACAGUUAGUCGUUGAAGAAGAUGGGGAUUUGGGGCUUCCGCCUCCCUACUCACCCUCUCAGGUCGCUUCUACGAGUUCCUCAAGAAUGCUCUCUGUUGUGGACAAUUAUCCCUUUGCCAAGGGAUAUACUAAUGACAUUGGCCCUGAUAUCGACAUUGACUCCUUGGAGCCUCAUCCAUUUGCUCGUGGGGCCUUUGGAGAUGUACGCCGAGGGUCAUUACGGGACGGGACACCCGUGGCCAUCAAGUGCCUGCGCUUCUAUACGCAGGCUCAAGCUACUGUUAAUAACGAGCUGGGUAUGGUUUCUGAGUUCAUGCCGAACGGAACCAUACAAGAGUAUAUACGCAACAAUCCGGGUGUGGAUCGGUAUCAGUUGGCCAUCUAUGUAUGCGCUGGUCUAGUGUACUUACACGAACAUCCCAAACACAUUGUACACGGUGACCUCAAAGCACUUAACGUCGUAGUGGACGUAAAUGGAAUUCCCAAGCUGACCGAUUUCGGCUUGGCUCAGAUGAUUCGCGCGGAGGAUUCUACUGAGCGCUCUUCAUCCUCAUGUGUUGGAGGAACUUCACGUUGGAUGGCUCCUGAAUUGAUUGGCUCUGAAUCCCCGAGUGCUUCUUGCGAGAAGCCUAACUUUGCAAGUGACGUUCAUGCAUUGGGAAUGACUAUUUACGAGAUAUUCACAGGGGCACUGCCAUUUUCUUCCCUCAAAAGGGAACCGCAAGUCAUACUUGCUAUCAUGAAUCGAGAGAUUCCAGAGAGAAUUCCCAGUAUUUUCACAGAUGAGCUCUGGGACCUACUGUGCCAAUGCUGGAAGUACGAUGCCAAGGAGCGCCCAACAGCUCGUCAAGUACUACACGUACUAGAAAAGUUGCACAGUCCAGAGCCAGACAUAUAA